This is a messenger RNA of Truncatella angustata, 536 nucleotides long. RefSeq lists its product as uncharacterized. The transcript is spliced from 2 exons. The record is from RefSeq and is a predicted model, not a curated record. The coding region runs from base 160 to 435 and encodes 91 amino acids. NCBI's taxonomy places the organism in Eukaryota, Fungi, Ascomycota, Sordariomycetes, Amphisphaeriales, Sporocadaceae.
CCUAGACCGCUAAUAAGGAGGCAGUAAGAUCAACCGCACCCCUUCAGGCCAAUAACGUUGGUCAUUGGGUGCGACAAGCCUUGUCCCACAUGGUGUUUUCUACAAGACGAUGUACACGACGCUUCUUUCGAGCACCGUUGAACUGCAUUGGCAAAUGACAUGCACUCGGUAUUUCUGGUCACCUCGUUAUUCUUCAUGUCCUUCGGGCCUAUCUAUACAUCCAUGUUGACGAGGCUUACGUCUCGCUUCGACAAGACAAAUGGCAACGUGCGGUUUCCGCAUGAAAAGUUCCGUUCAAGCUCGGUUAGAAGACAUUUGAGCGGGUUCCUUUUCGGGUGCCCGCUGAACGCAAAGUCGUGCGGUCCCUGCUCCACUCAGCUGUGUCUUCGAACAAGUUUUCUCGCGCAGUUUCACUUCGUUGACAUUGGGACAUGAUCGGUUACAAAGGAAAUGAAUAUAGUUCUUAGUCCAGGGCCAUUGUACCUCGGGUAGACUAGUAAUGUGGAGCACACAAUUUCAUACUUGUCCGGCACUGU